This is a messenger RNA of Aspergillus nomiae NRRL 13137, 2778 nucleotides long. Its product is annotated as electron-transferring-flavoprotein dehydrogenase. Gene Ontology annotation, molecular function: iron-sulfur cluster binding; RNA binding; electron-transferring-flavoprotein dehydrogenase activity. NCBI's taxonomy places the organism in Eukaryota, Fungi, Ascomycota, Eurotiomycetes, Eurotiales, Aspergillaceae. The record is from RefSeq and is a predicted model, not a curated record. Gene Ontology annotation, cellular component: mitochondrial inner membrane. The transcript is spliced from 10 exons. Bases 1 to 2778 code for a protein of 925 amino acids. Gene Ontology annotation, biological process: electron transport chain.
AUGGCUUCGAAAGGAGCCGUUUUGCCUCUCUUGAGGCGCGAACUGCGACCAGCUGCCUCCCGAUUCUCAAGAGCUUCUUUCUCAUCUGCCGCAGCCCCUCUUCGGAGCUCUAGAAGCUCGGUUUUGGCUUCCGGUCGGAGGACAACCCGUCAGGCAGCACUCUUCACACCAAGUCGGACUCUCGGCCAAUUUAGAUGCUUCUCGCAGUCGCUAUCCAACAAGCUCACAGACGAGGAUGGCCAUUUUGAUCCCCGUCAAGUGGAGAGGGAAUCGGACGAGGUCGAUGUUUGUAUCGUUGGUGGCGGCCCUGCUGGUCUUGCCUCUGCGAUUCGCUUAAAGCAGCUGGCCAAUGAAGCUGGUAACGAAGAGUUUCGUGUUAUUGUGUUGGAAAAGGCUGGCGAGAUAGGCGCACAUAUUCUCUCGGGCAAUGUUCUAGAACCGACCGCUAUCAAUGAGCUUUUGCCAGAUUGGCUCUCGGAGGAUAACCCCUCAAGAUUCGAGGGUGCCACGCCGGCCAAAGGAGACAAGAUGCGCUUUUUAACUAAGAACUCGGCAAUUCCAAUUCCUGCGCCACCGCAGAUGAACAAUCACGGCAAUUAUAUCAUCAGCUUGAACGAGCUGACCAAAUGGCUGGGUGAGCGAGCCGAGGAACUGGGUGUGGAAAUCUACCCUGGCUUUGCUGCCAGUGAGCUAGUCUACAAGCCGGAUGGGUCGGUGCUUGGUGUCGCAACCAACGAUCUCGGAAUCGGCCGUGAUGGAAAAGCCAAGGAGAGUUUCGAGCGUGGUAUGGAGUUCCACGCUCGUAUAACCCUGCUCGCAGAGGGUUGUCAUGGUAGUUUGACAAAGCAGGUCAUCAAAAAGUACGAUCUUAGACGCGAUAGCCAACCGCAAACCUAUGGAAUCGGUCUGAAGGAAGUCUGGGAAAUUCAGCCGGAGAAGUUUAAGUCUGGGGAGAUUAUUCAUUCUAUGGGCUACCCGCUUCCCAAGGAUACCUAUGGCGGAUCUUGGUUGUAUCAUUUUGGUGAUAAUAUGGUCAGUAUUGGGAUGGUGGUUGGCCUUGAUUAUCCUAACCCGUGGCUCUCGCCAUAUGGGGAGUUCCAGAAGCUCAAGCACCACCCUCUCUUCAAGGAGGUCCUGGAGGGUGGUAAGUGCAUUUCAUAUGGUGCCAGAGCCCUGAACGAGGGUGGCUUCCAGUCAAUCCCGAAGUGUGCAUUCCCUGGUGGCGCCUUGAUCGGUGAUACUGCUGGAUUUUUGAAUGUUCCUAAGAUCAAGGGUACCCACACGGCUAUGAAGUCAGGUAUGCUGGCUGCUGAAUCCGCUUUCUCGGCAUUGCAGGGUAAAGCGGACGAUGCAACCGUUUUCCUCUUUGACUAUGAGGAUGCUCUUCGAAAGUCGUCGAUCUGGAAGGAGCUGUAUGAGGUGCGCAACAUGAGACCUUCCUUUAGUACUCCACUCGGCCUUUACGGCGGCAUCAUGUAUUCCGGGUUGGAAGCCUAUCUUUUCAAGGGCAGGACCCCAUGGACGCUCAAGCAUCACGGUACAGAUGCAGCAGCCACCAAGCAAGCUUCUGAGUGUGAGAAGAUCGAGUACCCCAAGCCGGAUGGCGUCAUCAGCUUCGAUAUUUUGACCAGCGUCAGUCGGACCGGUACCAAUCACGAGGAAGAUCAGCCGGUACACUUGCAGGUGGCAGACUGGGACAAGCACAAGGACAUUGCUUGGCCUAAGUACAAGGGGGUUGAGAACCGGUUCUGCCCCGCUGGAGUGUAUGAAUAUGUUGAAGAUUCGACCAAGGAGCACGGUGUUCGGUUCCAAAUCAAUGCUCAGAACUGCAUUCACUGCAAGACCUGUGACAUUAAGGUGCCGACACAAGACAUCAAUUGGCAAACCCCUCAAGGUGAUAACUUUGUUCUAUUUGAUUGCAAUGAGCUAACAUUUUCUCGCGGCGCCCUGCGUGGGCGCCAUGGGAGGUCUUCAGUUACCAAGCAGGAUAUCGAGGAACACUUUAGCACUCAUGGCUCCGGAAAGAUUACUGAGAUUAAGCUUAUGAAUGGCUUCGGAUUCAUUGAAUACGAAGAUGCGAUGGAUGCUAGAGAUGUUGUACCAGCGUUCCAUGGCAGUGAUUUCAAAGGCGAGCGACUCACUGUACAAUUCGCGCGGGGGCCACGUCGCAAGGAGAACUUCCCUGGCCCAAUGGACCGUCCUAAUAUGCCUCGUCCCCGUCGCACGGCUUACCGUAUGAUGGUUUCUGGACUCCCGGAAACAAGUUGGCAGGACCUUAAAGACUUUGCACGUGGAGCGGGUCUUGAUGUCGUUUACUCGGAAACUGGCCGCGAACUUGGCAGAGGGUUCGUUGAAUUUGAGACUGCGAACGACCUGAAGACUGCCAUUGAGAAGCUCGAUGGGCGUGAUUUCAAAGGCUCCCGAGUGAGCUGCGUGGCAGAUAUCCAGCCUGUUGACGAGCGCCCUUUCCAUGAGUACGACCGGAGAUUCCCUCCACCUCGGGGCUACAGUCCCCGUGCUCAUUACCGGGAGCGGUCACCAAUUCCAAUGCGCCGGGAUUAUUAUGACCGUGAUGGCUAUGGACGCCGGACGCCUCCCCGUCCCCGUAUUGAUGAUUAUCCACCUCCACGUCGACCCUAUGAAGACCCCUAUGAUGUCCGCCCCCCGCCGCCGCCUCCUCGGUAUGAGGAUCCCUAUAUGCCACCAAGGCCUUACGGACGCCCUCGAAGUCCCCCACGGGGUGAAUAUGUGCCCUAUGACCGCCGUGGUUACUGGUAA